Molecule: messenger RNA, 4235 nt
Organism: Bactrocera oleae (olive fruit fly)
Lineage: Eukaryota; Metazoa; Arthropoda; Insecta; Diptera; Tephritidae
Product: MOXD1 homolog 1
Biological process (GO): norepinephrine biosynthetic process; dopamine catabolic process; octopamine biosynthetic process
Cellular component (GO): secretory granule membrane
Molecular function (GO): dopamine beta-monooxygenase activity; copper ion binding
Source: RefSeq, a predicted model, not a curated record
UGGGUUACUUGAUAAAUAUAAAAAACAAAAGCAUAACAAAGCAAUAUUUUUAGCACAAGCAGCGUGUAUCGACUUCUUGCUUAUGCUGAGUGUGAAUUGCCUGCAUGAAUGACCAACCGGUGCACUGACUCACUAACUCACUCACCGGCUUAUUCAUCGCACAAUGCUGAGUCGUUAGACUGGCUUGCUGCCAGCCAGAUGCUCAUAUACAUAUGUUUGCAUGUGUGUGUAUAUAUACAUCGACUUGUGGUAGUUUUUAUUGCUGCCGGCUGUGUGCCUGUACGCCUAUGCUAUAGGCAGAAGGGAACAAAGGAAGCCACAAGCAUUGGCUAUGGAUGGCUGGGUUAGCUGGCGCGCUGAAGUUGAACAUGUUCUGGCAAAGGCGCGCAGCCGCAGUUGUAAAGGGAUAUGCGUGCCGUAAAGAACUACGCGUAAUGUGGCACGGAUGAAUGCGACUUAAUGUAACUACAUUCCUAAUUAUUUGCAAAGGAAUAUUGUGUUUUAAGUGCUAUAUGAAAUUAUUGAUUGCUUUGUAAUAGAGAGUGCGCUAUUAGAAAAACCUUGAAGAAUGUAAAAAAUAUGCAAAAAAAAAUAUUAAUUAAAUAAUUUAGUAAUUAAAAAUUAUUCUUGCUUGUGCGAAAAAUAUAUUUCUAUGCACACAUACAUACAUAUAUGCAAAAGUAGUGUACCUUCCACCGCAUCCUUAAGCGAAGCGACAAACGUCUGCAGCAGUUAGUGCAACAACAACAACAAAUACGCCUAGUGAACUCGUGCGCUCAUUUAGCCCUACGCCGCGGCUGUUAAAUUCGCUUUAAAAGGUCACACACACAUACAUACCAUAUUUGUAUAUUGUGCGCGUGGAGUCGAGGCAAACGAGUACGGAAGUACAUACAUAUGUAUAUAUAUGUAUGCAUAAAUAUGUAUGUAUGUAUAAGCACAUAUCUCAAUAAUACAAACGCAAGUAAAGGUAUUGCAAUAAGAAAAUUAGGGGGUUCUUGGAGGGGAGUACCGAUAAUAGUGGCAGCUGCUAUUUUUCGGUUACUUCAAAUAUAUUAAUUUUAUAUAUAUGUGUGUGUGUGUUUAAAAGUGCAUAUAAACGAAAAUAUUUACAUAUUUACACCUAUACAUACAUAUGUUGGCACGGCAGCUGCUUGAAAUGAAAUUGUAUUUGCUGCUAAAAAUAACCUACGCUAUAACAGAAAUACGAGCUUCAGCUAUUUGAAGCCGACGAAAAAAAAUAAUAAGUGUAAUAAGAAAAUAUGAGCGUGCAUUUAUUUAAAAAUCUGCUCAGAAUAAACUAAAGGCCUGUUUUUGCAUAUUAAAUGGCGAUGCUCUGGUGAAAUUAUGUUAAAAUAUUGCAUACGCAUAUAAAAAGUAUAUUUAUAAAUGAUUUAAAAAAUUCUCCAAACUUACUUAUAAAUGUCUAAUACGCUGCCUAGUGUCAAAAAUAUCCACAUACUAACCUAAAAUCCACUAAAAUUAUACCCAAAACCAUUAUAAAGUGAAAUUGAGCGCAAAAAUACAGUUAUCAAUUUAAAAAAAAAUUCCACAAAAUAACAUUAUUACAUCAUUUUUAUACAACAACUAGUCCGAAAUGGCCCACAGUCUCCAAGGACAACAGUUGCGCAAGGCAACUGCCUUCGUUGUCGGCACGAACUGUAGCCUUUACAUAAUUAUCAUCACGUUGACAAUGUAUCUAGCAGCACUGCAAGUGGCCACCGCAUUGUCAGAGUAUACACACGCGCAUCAGCGGCAUCACCGACAUCAGCAGCAUGGCGUUGCCGCAGCAAAUACCACUGCCGCGGGCAGCAGCGACGGCAGCAGUACGAGCAGCAUUGCCACCACUGGUACUGCUACCAGCAAUGUGUCGUUUGGCAUGCAUCACACCAAUUGGCGUCGCAUUGAAAUGAUGGAUGCCAAUGGCCUGUACUGGCUGGAGUGGUGGCUGAAAGGCACCACCUCGAAGGAGAUACACUUUCGUGCCACUGUCAAUACACGCGGCUUCAUUGGACUCGGUUUUGCGCGGAAGUAUCCCCGCAUGGCCAAUGCUGAUUUGGUGUUGCUGUGGGUCGACGAUCGUACCGGCAAAGCAAAUGCGCUGGAUUGCCAUGGCUCAGCAAAGCAUCCCAAUGCAGCCCCGAUUCAGGACGAUACGCAAAACUACAAUGUGAUUGAUGGUGGACAAAAUGGAACGCACACCUGGGUAGAAUUCUCACGUAAAUUGGAGACUUGCGAUCCAUACGAUUUGCCAUUGGGGGUUGACACCGUCAAAGUUCUAUGGACAUUCGGUGAAAGAGAUCCUAUUUAUGGCGACUUAAAGGGACAUGGCAAAAAUCGCGGUUACAAAUCACUCAACUUGCUUGGACCAAUGUUUCGUAAAGAGGCCAACCCUGACACACACAAAUGGGAUGUUACAGUGCAGAAUGUCACAAUUGAGCCCAGCAUGGACACGUUAUACUGGUGUAAGAUAAUACGCGCGCCCACGCUAAGUGAGAAGCAUCACAUAAUUGGUUAUGAAGCAUUGUUAUCACGUGAGAGCAACACCAACCAACCGCUUGUACACCAUAUGACACUCUUUGAAUGUACGACCAAGUCAUAUCCGGGCUCUGAUCCACACUCGUGGGAGGUGUGGGUGAAGAGCAGCGGCGCGGUAUGCAACAGUAAUUUAUUGACGCCACACGAUUGGGACUCCUGCAUAACACCAGUGGCGGUGUUGUCUAUUGGCUCGACAGGACAAUUUCUGCCACAGCAUGUCGGCAUACCGGUGGGCGGCAAGCAAGGCGCUAAAUAUUAUAUGCUAGAGAUACACUACGACAAUCCACACGCACAGCAAAUGGUGGAUCACUCGGGCUUUCGCAUACAUUACACGAGUCAUUUGCGGCCUCACGAUGCUGGCAUUAUGAUUUCCGGCGUCUCGGUUUCGGACACACAACUUAUUCCACCCGGUCAGAAGCUAUAUCGUAACAUUGGCAUCUGUGGGCCUUCCUGUUCGAAUGUGAUGUUUCCCGCUGACGGCAUUAAAAUCAUCUCCGGCACAUUGCAUUCACAUCACGCUGGCCGCAAAAUGACGCUGCGUCACGUGCGCGACGGCAAGGAGCUGGAGCGCAUUAUCGAGGAUGACAAUUAUGAUUACAACUUCCAGCAGGUGCGUCAGCUGGAACAAGAAGUCGUUGUAAUGCCGGGCGAUUACAUUAUUACCGAUUGUGCUUAUGAGACAUUGAAUCGCAAACAACCGACAUUCGGUGGUUACUCAACCAAACAGGAGAUGUGUCUGUCCUUUAUCACCUACUAUCCACGCAUUGAGUUGGCUGGCUGCUAUAGCAUGACACCGGUGCGUGAAUUUUUCGAAACAUUUGGUGUUUAUCAAUUUUACUCGCUCAACAUGACAGAUGUGGAGAAUUUAUUCCUUUACAACGGUAAUGUCUUGGACUAUAUACCGAAUACGAUUUAUGCCAAAACGAAAAAGAAUCGCGUUAAUAUGACUGAUGAAGAGCGUCUCUAUGAAGAAUCGUUGUUAAACAAGCUAAUCAUUUCCGAUCCCGUUGAGUUCCAUGACCGCACAUUUUUAUCACAUUUAAAGCAAUUGCCUUGGUCUGAGCCACUUUUUACGAAGCGCGUCGAACAAACCAUGAUUACUGGCAAGCAUAUGACAUUCUGCAGGGUGUCCAAUGAGUCGGUAUCAAUACCCUCGGAGAUUAUACGUUAUCCGAACUUUACAACGUACGUGAAGGAACCCAGCAUUUGUCCAUUUCAAAUGCUAAUGGAUAGUGCACCACUCAACCAGGGUACAGCGAUAACGUUGCAAACCGCAACCAUAACACUCUCAAACGUGGUACUGAUGCUACUUAACUGCUAUUUAUGCUAGUUCAUGAUAAUUUAUAUGUAUUUGUAUUACACAGUAGUAUUAUUUAGUGUAUCGAAGCCUCAAAAAUUAUUUUAUUUAUUUAUUUAUUUUAAUUUAAUAUUAUAUACUUCGCUAUAAAAAAUGAAUAAAAAUAAAAAGUGGUGGUUAAUAUUAUAAUAUAUAUAAUAAGAUUAGUAUAUAACUAAUGAUAAAAAAAAUUUAUUUAGAAUUGUCAAAAAGUACACGAAAAUUAUUUUCUCUAUUAUAUUUAAUUUAUAUAAAAUCAUUCUGCAACACAACUAGUAACAAGUAGUCAUAUUCUCUAAGUAACAACAAAAAAAAAAAAGUAUUUAAAACAAGAGAAAUAGUCAUACAUUAUGCCUACAUUACU